CCUGAAGAAAACAACCAAUCGUACGACAUUUUACUAAAAGCGCAGGGCCAACCGACAGGAUCCUCCUUAACUCCUCCGAGCAGUUUGAAACUGUCAGGGUACCGGGGCCCGGGACUAUCCUAGAGUGAGCGCCGGUCUGCCGCUGGCGCUGGGCAGACUAGAAACCGGCGGUCACGAGCUGGCGCUGACAGUUUUGUAAAGGAUGUCCUCAGAUGAAGAGAAAGCCUCAGCUACAGCUCUGCCAAGAGACGUUGAUCCAGAUAGUUCAGUUUCUUCAAAUCUUCAGACUGAAUAUGAAGAGCUGCUUCGAUAUGCUGUAGUGACACCAAAGAGUGAUACAAUUACCUCAAAACAGUCUUAUCCUAAGUCUGGAGGAACAGAUGACAGGAUAUUGAGUGCAGUGGCUGAAGAGCCACAUAUUUCAGGAAAGGACCCUGUAGGAAGAGAACACAGAAAUGAAUCUGGGAGAAUCAUAGAAAUCAACAGUCCAAGUAUUUCAAAAACAGAAGUUUUACCAUUAUUGUCAUCACCAAAGAGGAUCAGUCAUCCAAUCAUGGACUUCUUCAGCUCAAAUCAUUUAAGUGACUCUUCACCAGGAACUUCUAAUCCCAGAGAAAAGGAAUUUUAUGACAGAUUUUUAAACGAAUCAUGCAUUACUGAUGAAAGCUUUCAAAAAAUAGAAAACGUAAUUGAUCUCUGGUGUUCAGGUCUUAAGACAAAUAUUCUUGCUGAACUAAGUAAAUGGAAACUUAAUUUUAUUGAUUGGCAUAGAGCAGAAAUGAAAAGAGAGAAGGACAAACAAGCAAUACAAAUAAGAAGAAUGCAGAACCAAAUAGAUGACUUGAAUGAGCUGCAGAAAACUUAUGAAACUUCUGCUGGGAGAAAAGAUGAGGUAAUUGCUACCUUGACUGAAGCUACAAGCAAGCAAAAAGAAAGAAUGGAUUUGUUGAAAACAUUCUUCCAUUGGCGGAUUGAACACUUCAAGGCCAAACAGGAGAUGUAUGAAGCUAGGCUAGCUGACCAGCAUUACCACAAAACAUUAAAGAAGAAAAUCUGGAAGGCCUGGCGCUCUACACUGAAAUCACAAUGGAAAGAUGUGGUUGAAAAAGCUUGUCAAUCCAGAGCUGAAGAAAUUUGUAUCCAGAUUUCUUGUGAUUAUGAAGCUCAAAUUGCAGCAUUAAAUGCUAAUUUGGAAGCUGCAAGAACUGAGAUCCAAAAACUCCAGUGUGAAAAAGAAAAAUUUGAAGAAUCCAUGAAAAAAGCUUUCAUGCGUGGCGUGUGUGCAUUAAAUCUAGAAGCCAUGAGUAUAUUUCAGGGCAGAACUGACAGUGGCAUAGAUAGCACAAAUAAGAAAGAUGACCAUGGUCCCAGUGGCUCAGGGAAAGAUGGUUCUAUUCAUUUUGAUCCUUCAGUUCUCUCAGUACCACCACCACCACCACCACCACCAGCACAAGCAGCAACAGAAGAAAUGUUUGCGCCAAAAGUUGUGACAUCUGUUCAACAGAAGGCAGGAAGAACAAUUACGGCUCGAAUUGCAGGGAGAUCUGAUUUGCCCAUUAAAACCAGUAGAAAUUGUGGCAGUUUAGCUGUAAUGGGGGUAUUGCCUCCCAUGAGUUCCGUUGUUAUAGAAAAGCAUCAUCCAGUCACACAGCAAACCAUUCCUCAAGCUCUUGCCGCAAAAUAUCCUCGAACUAUACACCAUGAAACAGGUGGCACAUCUUCAAGACACACAGGACCCAGUGGAAAAACAUCUGCCCUGGCUUCUCACUCCAUAAAGGUGGUUGACUAAACUGAAUAUUACUAUACAUAAAAAGGGAUUGGUUUUUUUUUUCAAUUCCUGAUUUCCCUUCCUAAAAAAUUCUCGUGCAUUUGCUAUCAUGGAACUUCCCAAUGAAGCUUAGACUGGCAUAGCAAAACACUGUGGAUAACAUCAUGUUCAUCUUUUCAGAAUCACCAGAGACUGAUUCAAUGGAAAAAUUAUUUUGAGGAAAAUAAAAUAUCCUUUGUAACUAUAUGCAGAAAU
Sarcophilus harrisii (Tasmanian devil) is the source of this 2023-nucleotide messenger RNA. RefSeq names its product POC5 centriolar protein (gene POC5). Gene Ontology annotation, cellular component: centrosome. NCBI's taxonomy places the organism in Eukaryota, Metazoa, Chordata, Mammalia, Dasyuromorphia, Dasyuridae. Bases 203 to 1789 code for a protein of 528 amino acids. The record is from RefSeq and is a predicted model, not a curated record. The transcript is spliced from 12 exons.